Messenger RNA from Spinacia oleracea (spinach), 441 nucleotides. RefSeq lists its product as uncharacterized. Lineage: Eukaryota; Viridiplantae; Streptophyta; Magnoliopsida; Caryophyllales; Amaranthaceae. The transcript has a single exon. The coding region runs from base 1 to 441 and encodes 146 amino acids. The record is from RefSeq and is a predicted model, not a curated record.
AUGCUGGAGAGGCUGAACACCAAGGAGAAAUUGAUGAAGAUUGGUGUCACCCCUGAUAAUUGGUGCCUAAUAUGUGACACUGAUGUUGAAAGCCACUCACAUCUGUUUUUCAGAUGUGAAUACAACAAGCAAUGCUGGUCUGACAUUGCUGUUUGGUUAGGUAUUCAUACCAGUCACUAUGAUCUUGUUUCUCUGAUUCAGUGGACUCAUAGGAAGAAGCUUUCCAGAUUAAAGAAAUGUGUCAUAUAUUGCAGCAUACUUAGCACUGUCUAUCAUGUAUGGUGUGAGAGGAACAAUGCUCUUUGGAAUGGUCAGAUUAGAGUUCCUAGUACAGUGUGUAAGAAUAUCAAAUUUUGUGUACAUAAUAGAAUUAGCAACAUUCUCCUUAGGAAUGUCAACCCUGGUGAUCACAGUUGGUUUUCCAACUUGUGUGAGGGGUAG